GAGUCUCUCUUCACAGUCAGUAUAGAUAGAACAAAGAGCCUAUAUGGUACAGAUCUAGAAUCAGGGUUCCCUCCCAAAAUCCUAACUGUAACCAUUCGUGGUGGACAUUAAAAAUGGACCUAAGAUCAGUGUCUUGUGGCAACUUCCCCCCUGCACCACCAGUCACAGAGUGCAAGACAUAAUUGUCUCUCCAUUUGAAGGCUGGGGGUGCUGUAAACUUAGUCAGGAUAUAUGUAGGGUAUAUGUGAAUGUAUCCUAAAUUGGGACCCUGUGACCCACACAUACAUCAUAUAGCAUGAUAUAGAGUCAUAUCGUGUAGUAUAUUAUCACUUCGGUUGAAUCCCAUGUUUAAAAUGAAUGAUCACUGUGGGAAACAAACAUAUUCAGAUUAGGAACGAAUGUUGGUGCAAGUCACGUGGGGACCAGUUUCCCCUUCACUGUUGAAAGUUAAAACAAUAGUGUGACUACAGUAAAUCACACAUACGCAGGACAGUGCAGUGAGAAGACACAGCUAUAGACGUAUAUUAGAGUUGAGGUUAGAAGUAGAAGUUACUGUAUUUGAGAACAAGUGUGUUAAGAUGUCAGAGGGAGUCUAUGAAAACUCAGAUGGAUUUGAAGACGAUGAGCCUGAUGCAAUGAAGAACACAGACAUUGAUGGCCAAUUAUAUGGCAACGUACGAGCCUUCAAACCCAGUCCAAGAAAUGAAGUUGUUGUUUCAGUUCAUUUUCAGUGGUGGAAGAGACCCUCUGGAGUUGCUGCAGUGUGUCUGGGGCUGCUGUGUGUUCUCUUAUUGGCAGGGAUCAUAGGCCUGGCUGUCUACUAUGGAGUAAUUGGUCAUCACUACUCAACAGAGAGAGACCAGCUACAGACCAGUUACAACACCCUGACCAAAGAGAGAGACCAGCUACAGACCAGUUACAACAACAUGACUGAAGAGAGAAACCAGCUACAGACCAGUUACAACACCCUGACCAAAGAGAGAGACCAGCUACAGACCAGUUGCAACAACAUGACUGAAGAGAGAAACCAGCUACAGACCCAUUACAACACCCUGACCAAAGAGAGAGACCAGCUACAGACCAGUUGCAACAACAUGACUGAAGAGAGAAACCAGCUAAAGACCAGUUACAACAACAUGAAUGAAGAGAGAGACCAGCUACAGAUCAGGGUUAGGUUCUAUGAGAAACCCUGUCUAGCUGGAUGGUGGAAGUUUGGUACCAGCUGUUAUUAUGUCUCCCCCACGAUGAACACAGCUGGGGGCGGUCAGAGGGAGUGCAGAACAAUGGGAGGAAAGUUGGUUAUUAUAAACAGCAGAGAAGAACAGAUAUUCAUUUAUGAAUUUAAGAAGAAUGUCUGGAUUGGUACUUUUUUAAAAGCUAAAAUCUGGGAGUGGGUUGACAACACACCAUUUGCAACUACGUAUUGGAUGGAAGGGGAACCUAAUAACUUCAAUGACAAGGGGGUUUGUGUUGAGAUCUCACAGACAGCAACAGACCCAUUGAAGAGUUGGAAGGAUGGACCAUGUGUUCCAAAACACUGGGUCUGUGAGAAACCAAUCACACCGUAAUUAUUGGUUAUCCCUGUGAGGCUUAAGAUGCUUUUGUUUCUCUCUCUCUCUCUCUCUCUCUCUCUCUCUCUCUCUCUCUCUCUCUCUCUCUCUCUCUCUCUCUCUCUCUCUCUCUCUCUCUCUCUCUCUCUCUCUCUCUCUCUCUCUCUCUCUCUCUCUCUCUCUCUCUCUCUCUCUCUCUCUCUCUCUCUCUCUCUCUCUCUCUCUCUCUCUCUCUCUCUCUCUCUCUCUCUCUCUCUCUCUCUCUCUCUCUCUCUCUCUCUCUCUCUCUGUUUACUGGUAAGUGAUGAUGUCUAGUAGUUAUCAUGUUGAUGGUCAAGCUGAAUGGUUAAGUUAUGAUGUCUAGUAGUUAUCAUGUUGAUGGUCAUGACGAAUGGUUAAGUGAUGAUGUCUAGUAGUUAUCAUGUUGAGGGUCAUGGUGAAUGGUUAAGUGAUGAUGUCUAGUAGUUAUCAUGUUGAUGGUCAUGAUGAAUGGUUAAGUGAUGAUGUCUAGUAGUUAUCAUGUUGAUGGUCAUGAUGAAUGGUUAAGUGAUGAUGUCUAGUAGUUAUCAUGUUGAUUGUCAUGAUGAAUGGUUAAGUGAUGAUGUCUAGUAGUUAUCAUGUUGAUGGUCAUGAUGAAUGGUUAAGUGAUGAUGUCUAGUAGUUAUCAUGUUGAUGGUCAUGAUGAAUGGUUAAGUGAUGAUGUCUAGUAGUUAUCAUGUUGAUGGUUGGAUACAGUGCUGAAAUGUAAGUGAUAAUUGAGAUAUCAACUCAUCACAGAGGUAAAAUAGUGGUAUUACAGACUUGCCAACUGCUUUUUCUCAAUGAAUCCUUCCUCCUCUGAUCCUCAAAACACUUUGGAUAUUAUGGUCCAAGAGGAGUGACCCUGGACUUUCUCCUCUAAUAGUGUUGUGAAGGAGGAGAGGAGAUGAGAGGAGACAGGAGGAGAGGAAUCUAGGAAAGACUAAUUGAGAUAGAGCCUUAGUGUCAGAGAGAGACAUAGAGAAGAAGAAAAUUAAGAGAAUAAAAACACAAAAACAAAAACAUUGAAUUGUUUUAGAUUUAGAGGAUCGUAUGUAGACAUGCAAUCUGUAAAAUGCUUAUAUUCAUAGUUUUUAUUAGUAUGUAAGUCUCUCUGGAUGAUGGCUUCUGCUAAAUGACAAAUGUACAUUUAAUGUAAUUUGCCAUAGGCUUGUGCUUGUUUAUUAUUCAUAUCUUGAUAUUUUUUUUGCAUGUUAAAUUGUUAGAAUAAAUGGCUUUUAUCAUAACAACAAAGUAAAGUAAUAAAGGAACAAUGUCCUUUAACCAGC
Molecule: messenger RNA, 2857 nt
Organism: Oncorhynchus kisutch (coho salmon)
Lineage: Eukaryota; Metazoa; Chordata; Actinopteri; Salmoniformes; Salmonidae
Product: C-type lectin domain family 4 member M-like
Exons: 6
Coding region: 579-1568 (329 amino acids)
Cellular component (GO): plasma membrane
Molecular function (GO): transmembrane signaling receptor activity
Source: RefSeq, a predicted model, not a curated record